GAUUCAUCAUUUAAUACCGAGUACGGAGUAUUUUAUUUUAUUUUUAAAUGCAAGAGAUCCCCUCCAGCAUUCAAUCAAAUGGCCUCUCUUUUUCUCUAUAUUUAUAUUUUCUCUUCCUCCUUAAAAAUAAUAUCAUUGCGUUUUGUUAGUUAGUUAAAUUGAUUUCUUGUUUUGUAUGGAUCCUCCUAAAGUAGAGUCCAUCGACAAAACGGACGACAGAAGCUGCGGCCGCUCGGAAUCGUCUCCUCCUUUUGAAGAAGACCAUAAACAUAAAGCCGUCGACCAAUGUUGUUCAUGGUUAUACGAAUGCAUGGAGUGUUGUUUCAAGAAUAUCUUUUGCUCCGAUGACGACGACGACUGCUACUCUCGCCGCUGUUGUGAUUCCUAAUUAACUACGGAGUAAUAUAAUUAAUUAUGUUUAUUCAAAUUUCACCAUGGCACUGGUUCAUACGACCUGUUUGGCAAUGAUUUAGAGUUUAUAUUUUGGAAAAAAAAUUAAAUGUUAUUGUUGAACUUUUAAGUUAUUGGGUCAUGCACGGCUAGUUUUUCGAGUCAUGUUAGCGUAUUC
This is a messenger RNA of Cuscuta campestris, 568 nucleotides long. NCBI's taxonomy places the organism in Eukaryota, Viridiplantae, Streptophyta, Magnoliopsida, Solanales, Convolvulaceae. The record is from the annotation of a GenBank genome assembly.